UAUUUAAUAGGAAAUGAAGUUGACUAUUGUCUGCCUCCUAGCACUUCUCGCCUUCACUAUGGCCGAUAAGAAAACCGACCAUUGGGCUGUCAUUGUUGCUGGAUCCAACGGAUUCUGGAACUACAGACACCAGGCUGAUGUUUGCCAUGCUUACCACAUCAUGAAAGAUAACGGAAUCCCAGAGGAUCAAAUCAUCCUCCUCUCUUACGAUGAUGUAGCCUCUUCUUCUCAGAACCCAUUCCCAGGACAGCUCUUCAACAAGCCAGAUGGUGAAGAUGUCUAUGCCGGAUGUAACAUUGACUACAAAGGUAAAGAUGUCACUCCAGAAAACUUCAUGAAUAUUCUCAAGGGUAAUGGAGACGGAAAAGUAUUGAAAUCCGAUUCAAACUCCAAGGUCUUCAUCAACUUUGCUGAUCACGGAGCUCCAGGACUUAUUGCUUUCCCAACCAAGCAACUCUAUGCUAAGGACUUCCAUGAGACUUUGUUGUACAUGCAUGAGAACAAGAUGUACGGAGAAAUGACUGUCUAUAUUGAAGCCUGUGAAUCUGGAUCUAUGUUCGAAGGUAUCCUUGAGGAUGACCUCAACAUUUAUGCUACUACUGCCGCCAAUCCUCACGAAUCAUCUUGGGGAUACUACUGUGGAUCUGACGCUGUCGUCCAAGGAAAGAACAUCGGAUCAUGCUUAGGAGAUCUUUACUCUAUCGCAUGGAUGGAAGACUCUGAUGCUAAAGAUCUCUGUGAUGAGACCUUGUCUUCUCAAUUCGAUAUUGUCAAGGAGAGGACCACCAAGAGUGAAGUCAUGAAGUUCGGAACCUUCGAUUUCAUGGAUGAAUUUGUAGGAAACUUCCAAGGAACCUGCUCUGCUAAGAACCCAAUUGCUUCCUUCUUCAAGGGAAUCAAGAAAGAACCAACUUACGAAGAGUUCCACGCCAUUGACUCCAGAGAUAUCAAGAUGCACUAUCUCCACGAUAAGUAUGUCAGAACUUACGCUGAUGAAGAUGCUGCUGCUUUGAUGGCUGAGGUCAAAAACAGACAAAGUAUUGAAGAAAGAUUCUCAAGACUUAGAGCCUCUACAGGAAUCAAUGCCGAAGGCCCAGUUACUAUCACCGAUUGGGACUGCUAUAAGACUGUCGUAUCCCAAUAUGAAGACAAGUGUGGCCUCGAUGAGUACGAUCUUAAGUACUUCGGACACUUCGUCAGACUUUGUGAGGAAGAUUUCGACCUUGCUACCAUUGAUGGACUCUUCGCUGAGAUGUGCUAAGCCUAACGUUCCU
Messenger RNA from Moneuplotes crassus, 1274 nucleotides. The record is from the annotation of a GenBank genome assembly. NCBI's taxonomy places the organism in Eukaryota, Ciliophora, Spirotrichea, Euplotida, Euplotidae.